Messenger RNA from Candida dubliniensis CD36, 996 nucleotides. It is a transcript of the gene FBP1, whose product is annotated as fructose 1,6-bisphosphate 1-phosphatase. The transcript has a single exon. Gene Ontology annotation, molecular function: fructose 1,6-bisphosphate 1-phosphatase activity. NCBI's taxonomy places the organism in Eukaryota, Fungi, Ascomycota, Pichiomycetes, Serinales, Debaryomycetaceae. Gene Ontology annotation, biological process: fructose 1,6-bisphosphate metabolic process; fructose 6-phosphate metabolic process; gluconeogenesis. The record is from RefSeq and is a predicted model, not a curated record. Gene Ontology annotation, cellular component: cytoplasm; cytosol. Bases 1 to 996 code for a protein of 331 amino acids.
AUGAGUGGUCCCGUUGAUUCCGUUUCUAAGCAAAUGAAUGUCGAUACCGACAUCAUUACGUUAACACGUUUUAUAUUACAAGAGCAGCAAACUGUUGCACCAACCGCUACUGGUGAGUUGUCGUUGUUGUUGAAUGCGCUUCAAUUUGCAUUCAAGUUUAUUGCCCAUAAUAUUAGAAGAGCCGAAUUGGUUAAUCUUAUUGGUGUUUCUGGCUCGGCCAACUCUACUGGUGAUGUGCAAAAGAAGUUGGAUGUUAUUGGUGACGAAAUCUUUAUCAAUGCCAUGAGAUCUUCAAACAAUGUCAAGGUUUUGGUUUCGGAAGAGCAGGAAGACCUUAUCGUGUUUCCAGGCGGUGGGACCUAUGCUGUGUGUACUGAUCCAAUUGACGGGUCGUCCAAUAUUGAUGCUGGUGUUUCUGUUGGUACUAUUUUUGGUGUGUACAAAUUGCAAGAGGGUUCUUCAGGUGGGAUCAGUGAUGUUUUGCGUCCUGGUAAGGAAAUGGUUGCUGCUGGGUAUACUAUGUAUGGUGCCUCUGCACAUUUGGCAUUAACUACUGGCCACGGGGUUAAUCUCUUUACGUUGGACACGCAAUUGGGUGAGUUUAUCUUAACUCAUCCUAAUUUGAAAUUGCCCGACCACAAGAAUAUCUAUUCGUUGAAUGAGGGGUACUCGAACAAGUUCCCAGAGUAUGUCCAAGACUAUUUGAAGGAUAUCAAGAAGGAAGGGUAUAGUUUGAGAUACAUUGGGCUGAUGGUUGCUGAUGUCCAUCGUACCCUUUUGUAUGGUGGUAUUUUUGCUUAUCCUACAUUAAAGUUGAGAGUGUUGUAUGAAUGUUUCCCCAUGGCUUUGUUGAUGGAGCAAGCAGGAGGUUCUGCUGUCACCAUCAAGGGUGAGAGAAUCUUGGAUAUCUUGCCAAAGGGUAUACACGACAAGAGUUCGAUUGUGUUGGGAUCGAAAGGUGAAGUUGAAAAGUAUUUGAAGCAUGUACCAAAAUAG